This is a messenger RNA of Ceutorhynchus assimilis (cabbage seed weevil), 264 nucleotides long. The record is from the annotation of a GenBank genome assembly. Lineage: Eukaryota; Metazoa; Arthropoda; Insecta; Coleoptera; Curculionidae.
AUGAAACAUUUUACCAUUUUACUAACAUUUGCUCUCAUUGUUUGUACAAAACUCGAAGAUAUUCCAGCUUUUGAUGAUCCAGUUAUUAGUUUAGAACAAGCUUGUAUGUGUCCAAAAAUUUAUAUGCCAGUCUGUGCGUCAAAUGGUAAAACUUACGGUAACAAGUGCAUAUUUGACUGUGAGCAUAUGAAAUUACUACAGGCAAAUGAAGAAGGUAUAAGUUUAGUUAAGGAAUAUCCUUGUGAUGAAGAGACAGAACUGUGA